Molecule: messenger RNA, 1669 nt
Organism: Dermochelys coriacea (leatherback sea turtle)
Lineage: Eukaryota; Metazoa; Chordata; Testudines; Dermochelyidae
Gene: SSTR2
Product: somatostatin receptor 2
Exons: 2
Coding region: 286-1407 (373 amino acids)
Biological process (GO): cellular response to glucocorticoid stimulus; cellular response to estradiol stimulus; neuropeptide signaling pathway
Cellular component (GO): membrane; neuron projection
Molecular function (GO): somatostatin receptor activity; neuropeptide binding
Source: RefSeq, a predicted model, not a curated record
UCUUCGCCUCUGCGGCCAGAGGAGCACUUUGGAGAGGCUCCUGCGGCGCUGAGCGAGCCUGGAGCCCGCGGCGGGCGCCUGCCUGAGCCGGGCAGAGCCUGGGCAGAAAACCCGUCCCAAGAGUUGGAUUCCCUGCAAGCCCGGGCACAGCUGAGCGGGGGCUGGCCAGGAGAAACUCCCCCCCCCCCCAGGGCCGGACAAAUAUCUCUCUGCCCCACUCCCGUAAACAAACAAAGAUGAGAAUUCAUUUCAUCUGAAUUUUACCUGCCUGUGAACAACGGCACCAUGGAUCUGGUGUACGAGUUGCCCAAUGUUACUGAGUUCUGGUUCUCUUCAGCCUCCCAGUUCGACAACUUCUCCACAGACAUGUCUGCCAAUGCCUCCCAGAAUACUACAGGCCAGCAUUUUGACCUGACCAGCAACGCCAUCCUUACCUUCAUCUACUUUGGGGUGUGCACUAUAGGUCUGUGUGGCAACACACUGGUGAUCUAUGUCAUCCUCCGCUAUGCCAAGAUGAAGACCAUCACCAACAUCUACAUCCUGAACCUUGCCAUCGCAGAUGAGCUCUUCAUGCUGGGGCUGCCAUUCCUGGCCAUGCAGGUGGCUCUGGUCCACUGGCCCUUCGGCAGAGCCAUCUGCCGGAUCGUCAUGACUGUGGAUGGGAUCAACCAGUUCACCAGUAUCUUCUGCCUGACUGUCAUGAGCAUCGACAGGUACCUGGCUGUGGUCCACCCCAUCAAAUCUGCCAAGUGGAGAAGGCCAAGAACGGCCAAGAUGAUCAACGUUGCCGUGUGGGGUGUGUCCCUUCUGGUCAUUAUGCCCAUCAUGAUUUAUGCUGGGAUCCAAAACAACCAUGGAAGGAGUAGCUGCACCAUCAUCUGGCCAGGCGAGUCUGGCGCAUGGUACACAGGAUUCAUCAUAUAUGCCUUCAUUCUGGGCUUCCUGGUGCCUCUCACCAUUAUCUGCCUUUGCUACUUGUUCAUCAUUAUCAAAGUCAAGUCCUCUGGGAUCAGAGUGGGCUCCUCCAAGAGGAAAAAGUCAGAGAAGAAAGUCACCAGGAUGGUCUCCACCGUAGUGGCAGUCUUCAUCUUCUGCUGGCUUCCCUUCUACAUAUUUAACGUCUCCUCUGUCUCUGUCUCCGAAUCCAUCACCCCCACGCCCUUCCUUAAGGGUAUGUUUGAUUUCGUUGUGGUCCUCACCUAUGCCAACAGCUGCGCCAACCCCAUCCUCUACGCCUUUUUGUCCGACAACUUCAAGAAGAGCUUUCAGAACGUUCUCUGCCUGGUGAAGGUCAGUGGCAUGGAUGAUGCCGACAGGAGCGACAGCAAGCAGGACAAAUCCAGGCUAAAUGAGACCACGGAAACUCAAAGGACUCUGCUUAAUGGUGACCUUCAGACAAGCAUCUGAGAGGACUCCAGGAUUGCCCUUCUCAGCUGUCCUCUUUCCUCCUCCUCCCCACUCCUUUAUAUGGCAGUAGUACACAUCAAGUCAGGUCAAGAAUAUUUGGUCGUUGUUUGCUUGUCUUAGGGGAUGGUAAUGCAGGGAGGGGGGCCUGUGCCAAGAGUACCCUCUUAGCGGAAGGCAGGUUGGUUUUGAAUAUUCAGAAAGAUGCUGCUCAAAUGCAACUUCAUACAUGGAAAGACACACACACACACACACACACACACAC